This is a messenger RNA of Epithele typhae, 1362 nucleotides long. RefSeq lists its product as uncharacterized. The record is from RefSeq and is a predicted model, not a curated record. The coding region runs from base 1 to 1362 and encodes 453 amino acids. Lineage: Eukaryota; Fungi; Basidiomycota; Agaricomycetes; Polyporales; Epitheliaceae. The transcript is spliced from 6 exons.
AUGGCCUACCGCCACCACCCCAGUUUCGGUCAUGAAGAAAAGCCUGACUCUAGGCUCAAACAUCCUCAGCAGGACGUGUGGUUCGGCGUGUUGGGAAUCGAUAGCGGCGGGUACAUUGUCGCUUCUACUAGGUCAGACGGGAGAAUCGACCAACCCCUCCCCGACUUCCCCGGCGUGUUCUCUCCUGAAGUUGAGCCCCCGCAAGGACUUCUUGACAUUCAGAUCACCACACGCCUCAGAGUCCCCACGAACGUUCCCAAUCCCUGUACCCACGACGCCGACCCCUCCGCCUUCGCCCUCCCCAGAAAUCACCCCACCUUCACCCGCGCCCGCCACCCCGUCCAGCCUCCGCGGGCGCCCACUCCGCCUCCACCAGCCGGCGCGCAAACGCGACGAUCCCGACGGAAGCACACCGCGGACAGCGACGACGAGGAGUGGGAGGCCAAGCGUCCGCAGACGGCGCUGACGGACGUCGACACGAACUUCGUCGUCGAGCUCGAAGGCGGGCCGUCUCGCGUGCCUGACGCGCCGAAUGGUCCGUACAUCCCGGUGAUCACUGCGGAUGACUGGGAGGGGUUCGGGGAGGACGAAGAGAAGGAGAACGGGAUCGAUGAGCAGAUGGAUGCGAGCGAGGUGGAUGAGCAGGCGGAUGAUAGCGAAUUCGAGUACGGGGAGCCUGAUCCCGCCGACAAGAAGGGAAAGGGAGUGGCGCGCGGAGUGCGCGCGCUGCCGCAGCCACACGCGCGUUCAAGGGUAAAGGAAAGGUCACAAACACCGCAGCGAAAGUGGUGGCUCAUACACGCAUCAGAACAAAAAGAGUCGCAAGACGCACACGAUCUGCCGCGACUGUGCCGUGGGGAUGAUGUAGAGUGCCCCUUCUACGGAUGUAACUUCGUCAACUCCGUCAAGAACAUGGUCGACGUGCGCAAGCACCUCGCCUCGCACUACGGCGCGAAGGAGGGCAUGAGGGCGCCGCCAACGAUCCAGCAGUCGGCGCUGAGCGCUCCCUCCCAGAAGAAGUCCAAGAAGACGAAGAAGGGGGACGCGAAGAAGGAUGCGCCGGCACCAAAACCACUCUGGCCGUGCAAACUCGAGGGCUGCCAGCGUCAGUCGAGGCCCUACUCGGGCUACGAGAGCUUGCGGCGGCACCACGAGGAGGUCCACCUCAAGUGGAUGUUCUUGUGCCCAGUCCAGGGCUGUUCCGUCACCUGUACCCGCGAGGAUACCCUGAGGCGACAUGUCCUUCUAAUCCACAAGGAACUAACCCCGGAGGGGGAGAACCCGGAGUCGCCCGAGGACGAAGACGAGAAUCUCACUGCGGGGAAGAAGACGCCGCGCCGCACCGGGCCGUCGAAGAAGUGA